UAGGGCCGUUUUAGGUGAAUUUCAGGUAACCACUGACUUCCGGUGGAGAUUUAUGCCUGGAAGACCAGACUCAGGGAAAAGGCCCCGCCCACCCCACAGUUCUCGUCUGCUUCCUGUUGGACCUGAGUUACUUUUUGAAGUUCAGGCUCAGACAGCGGAUUUAACUAUGAGCCUAAGCUGGAUAAUCACGUCUCCACACCCCAGCUGGCUUUCAUAAUAAGAUGUUUGUAACCGGAAUAUUCGGGCGGCCAGACAUGAUUUACAAAAACUAAACCGAAAACUUACAUUUUCUUUGGAACAAAAGAAAAGUCCGACGGAAUCAGAUCAGAUCAUCAUGCCCGACGUGUCAAAGAUGAAGAAACCGGACGUUAAGGUAGUUCUGCUGGGAGACAUGCACGUGGGAAAGACGUCGCUCCUCCACAGGUACACGGAAAGGAAGUUUAAGGACACCACCAGCACCGUCGGAGGGGCGUUUUUCCUCAAACAGUGGGGGCCCUACAACAUUUCAAUAUGGGACACCGCAGGCCGAGAACAGUUCCACGGUUUGGGCUCCAUGUACUGCAGGGGCGCAGCCGCAGUCAUUCUCACCUACGAUGUCACCAACUGGCAGAGCCUUUCAGAGCUGGAGGAGCGCUUCCUGUCCCUUACAGAUACCGCCAACCAUGACUGCAUCUACGCUAUAGUGGGCAACAAGGCAGAUCUCACCGACCCGAAAGCCCAGCUGUCCCCAAACUCUGAUAGUUUCUCCGAGGACCAAACGGACAUUGUGGAAGACAGGACAGAACCUCAGGUGUUGUCUGCUUGUCCAACCCCUCCAGCCUCCCCCACUUCCCUCUCUGGCGUGGUUCCCCGCAAACAGGUAUCACGUGAGGACGCGAUGGCUCUCUAUGGAAGAAUACUGCGCUACAAAGGUCUGGAUGAGAAGAGCAGCCUGCCUGCAGACAAGAUGUGCUUCGAGACGAGCGCCAAGACCGGCUACAAUGUGGACGCUCUGUUCGAGACGCUGUUCGACCUGGUGCUGCCUUCCAUCCUGAGGAAGAGGCACGAGAACCACGAGUCGCCAACUGUGGAUCUAGAGGACUGCAGGGGAAGUGGCAAGCGGGUCCGAUCCUCCUGCUGCUGAGGGUCUAAGAAGUCUAACAGCUGACGCGUUUUUUUUUUUUUUUACCAAUUCAGCUGGUCUGAGCACCAAUUCUGCACUGUGAUGGUACAAUUGCCUUGACUAGUAACACUAUCAAGAGGAACCUUUGACUUUUCUUUGUUUUUUCUGGAACCAUCCACAUUGACUGAAAAUGCACUUGUGAAUCCCAAAGAUGGAUUUAAUGACUGCAAGUAAUCCAAUCUUUUCCUAGAUGAAUUUCACUGCACCAAUAGUUAGUUGGGCGACACUUUGCACUGUUUUUCUUUUUUUUAACACCACUUCACUUUAAUGUUCAAUCAGACACUGAGCUUUACAUUUCAUUGAAGCAAUCCAGUAUUUUCUAUCAAAUUUACCUGUGAAACUUUUAAGUCCUAAUAAAGAUUUUUACUUUGCAGCUUAA
Molecule: messenger RNA, 1541 nt
Organism: Oryzias latipes (Japanese medaka)
Lineage: Eukaryota; Metazoa; Chordata; Actinopteri; Beloniformes; Adrianichthyidae
Gene: rab20
Product: RAB20, member RAS oncogene family
Molecular function (GO): GTP binding; GTPase activity
Source: RefSeq, a predicted model, not a curated record